Vanrija pseudolonga is the source of this 1325-nucleotide messenger RNA. RefSeq names its product Transcription initiation factor IIE subunit alpha (gene tfa1). Gene Ontology annotation, biological process: transcription initiation at RNA polymerase II promoter; transcription open complex formation at RNA polymerase II promoter. Gene Ontology annotation, cellular component: transcription factor TFIIE complex. Bases 45 to 1283 code for a protein of 412 amino acids. The transcript is spliced from 3 exons. Lineage: Eukaryota; Fungi; Basidiomycota; Tremellomycetes; Trichosporonales; Trichosporonaceae. The record is from RefSeq and is a predicted model, not a curated record.
CUCUUUCGUCCUCAGCCUUGCUCACGAGCCGGUCAACACACACCAUGGCCGAGCUCACAAAAGACGAGAUCUCUCGUCGCUGCCAGGACCUCGUCUACAAGGUCGCCUACUCGUUCUACGACUCGCCGUACAUCAUCCUACUGCGGAUUCUCACCCACCACAAUGUGAUCACGGAGAAGAAGCUCGGUGAGAUGCUCGGCGUCGGUCCGAACGACGUGAGGAAGUACCUCGGCCAGCUGCACGUCGACCGGCUGAUAAAGCGCCAUGUGAACAAAGAAAAGGUCGCCUUAACGUCCUUCCAGCAGCGCCAGAUUGCGUCCGGUGCACAGCUCACCGGUGGUGGCCGCGACGGCAUGACGAAGUCCCGCGAUGUCAUCUACUGGUACCUCGACUACCGCGGGUUCGCCGAUGUGGUCAAGUACCGUAUCGCGAUGAUGCGCAAGGCGAUCGACGAGAAGAUCAAGAACGAGGUCGGCAAGCGGGGGUACCUGUGCCCGAACUGUCUGCGGACGUACGAGACGCUCGAGGUGUCGCGCCUCUUCGACCCCAGCAUGGGCGGCUUCGCAUGCGAGGUGUGCGGGACCGAGCUGGUCGAGGACGACCCGGCGCUGCACGACGACGGCGGCCAGAACGUCGGCCAGGACAGGAUGCAGCGGUUCAACGUGGCCACCGCGCCGAUCCGCGACGCGCUCAAGGGCAUCGAGGGCGCCAACCUCCCCACGAUCAACAUCAACGCCUGGAUCGCGCUGAACGUCAAGGACGCCGCGGCGGUCGCCGAGGCCGCUGCCGCUGGGGAGAGGCGGCGCGUCGACGUCGUCAUCGACGCCGAGGACGACUCGGAGGCGCGCGCCAAGGAGGCCGAGGCGCAGCGUGUCCAGAACGCGCUGCCCGUGUGGAUCGCAGAGUCGACGGUGACCAACGAGGCCACGACGCUCGGCAUGAAGCAGGCCGCAGCGGACGCCAAGGCCGCCGCCGAGGCAGAGCACCGCAAGGCCAAGGCGGCCGAGCAGACCGAGGACUUUGACGCGCUCGAGGCGCACUACGCUGCCAUUGACGAGGUGAGGCCUGAGGACGAGGACGAAGAGGACGACGUCGAGGUCGACACGGCCGAGCCGUCGGGUGAGGCGACGCCCAACACGACGGCUACGACGCCCGCAGCCGACGUGACUGUUAUGGUUAAUGGCGAGCCGGUGCCCCUCGCCGAUAUCACAGAGGAGCACGAGGGCCUCAUGUCGACGGAGGAGUACGAGGCGUACUACGAGGCCAUGUCGGCCAACAUGUAGGCAGUAGCAGUAGUAUUAUCAUCAUGCAUUGUUGUAGCACAG